AUGUCUCUGCUGUUCCCAUUCCUGACGUUAGCGCUAUUUAUUUGCCAAACAUAUUCAGCUGGAGGAUGUGACCUAAACUUGCCACCAAAAUCAUGGACCGUAACGAAGGCCAGGGGAAUAACAAGGGUUGCUACGAUUGGCGCUCGACUUGGCCAGCAGUACUGCAUAUCGAAAGAUGAGCAAUAUGACAUUCUCGAAAUUGACUACCAUAUUGAUCUUCCUAGCAACUACAAAGUUCAAUCAGUUUCUUAUAUGAGAACCAUGGAAUUCCAAAACGAACUAAAACUGGGAAAAUCCAAUUUGGGAGAUAACCCUCAUAACAAAUGUAACUCAACGGACCCCUCCAUCGUGGUCUGUUUUCCGUUUUGCAGACGUGACUAUGAGCAAAUGGUCGUAGAUGCAGCUUUAUCAUCUGGAGAUGCUGAUGUAGUGGCCAAAAAGAUCAAAGAGUCGCUAAAUAAACGAAUGUGGGCGAUAACCGUGCUAGAUGUCGAUUACACAAAUCCACAGACAAAAAUCAAUGCAACGAUGUUUUUGGAGUUCACUACAUGGUGUAGUGUCUACAUUGGAAGAAAUCCACCACCGCCACAAGCUCCCUAUCUUUUUGAGAUUCAGCUAGCAAAAAUCAUGCCAUUUUGGGUUGGAAAUUGAUAUGAUCAGUAGGUGUAGACAGAUGUAUCGUAAACGCAAAACUGAUUAGUAAGUGUUGGAUAGGCGUGUCACCGUACGCAGAGACAGGGCGCGACGGCGGACGCUGUCGACACUCUCGGGUCAGGCGGCUCUUUCAUCUCUCUUACGUCGUCUGCCUCUCCAAACGCAUAGUGUCUUAGUACGCGACUGCGACCAGCCUCUGCCUGCACUGACUCGUCUAUAGUCUAUUUGCUGUACUACCACUUCAACUGUUUUUCUAUGCGAUCCGAAUAAAUCUCAAAACUCAUAUUAUCAUCUAUUCAAUGACUAGGAGACGCGGGACCGCAUUGUGGUCAUCGUCUUAACAGGUUUGAGUUUGUUCUUCC
Molecule: messenger RNA, 1016 nt
Organism: Cylicocyclus nassatus
Lineage: Eukaryota; Metazoa; Nematoda; Chromadorea; Rhabditida; Strongylidae
Source: the annotation of a GenBank genome assembly